Molecule: messenger RNA, 1623 nt
Organism: Lithohypha guttulata
Lineage: Eukaryota; Fungi; Ascomycota; Eurotiomycetes; Chaetothyriales; Trichomeriaceae
Exons: 2
Coding region: 1-1623 (540 amino acids)
Biological process (GO): proteolysis
Molecular function (GO): dipeptidyl-peptidase activity; serine-type exopeptidase activity
Source: RefSeq, a predicted model, not a curated record
AUGAGGCUGAUUUCAAUAGUUUUGCAAUUCUUGACCCUUGGCCUAUCAAUAGCAGGCUUGCAACCAGCACCAGUACAUCGUCGCGAUGCUCCCAAUCCAGCAGACUUGUAUCCGGAGCAUAACAUAUCCGUGCCGAUAGAUCAUUUCCAGAAUGAGAGCAUGUAUUCACCUCACUCGGACGGAAUGUUCAGUUUGCGAUACUUCUUCGAUGCCAGUCAUUACAAAGCAGGAGGACCAGUGAUUGUUCUGCAAGGUGGUGAGACAAGCAUUGUUGGCCGGCUGCCUUAUCUUCAGAAAGGUAUAGUUGCUCAGCUAGCAGCCGCCACGAAUGGUAUUGGUGUUAUUCUCGAGCAUCGAUACUACGGGACCAGCAUGCCGACAGCGAAUUUGAGCACCGAGAACUAUCGCUUUCUGACAACAGAACAGGCUCUCGCAGAUCAGGCCUACUUUUCUCGGAACAUCGUCUUUCCGGGUCUGGAGCAUCUGAACCUUACUGCUCCGGGAACAGCUCAUAUUGCUUAUGGAGGCUCGUAUGCUGGUGCUUUCGUUGCAUUCCUUCGGAUCCAAUAUCCAGACAUCUACUGGGGCGCGAUUUCGUCGUCAGGUGUCACUGAAGCUAUCUACGACUUUUGGGAGUAUUAUGAAGCUCACCGCAAGUAUGCGCCUCCAGAUUGUGUUCAAACACAGGAGCGUCUGAUCAACGUCAUGGACAAUAUUCUGAACAGUGGCGAUAAUGAGACGAUUGAUGCAUUCAAGAGCGCGUUUAAUGCCAGUUCAUUCACCUACAACGAUGACUUUGCAAACACUAUGAGCCUGUCCUUUGGCUUAUGGCAAAGCCUCAAUUGGGAUCCAGCAGUCAGUGACCCAAGUUUCUACUACUAUUGUGGUAACAUAACAAACAAUUCUGUGCUCUUUAAUAACUCCGACCUGGCAUCGUCAGCUUCGGAAUGGAUCGAGUCAGGAGGUUGGGGCAAUGAGUCUUCAGCACUCACUAACCGAAUGUUGAAUUUCAUCGGAUGGAGCAAAGCCGCUUAUGUCGACGGAGUCAACAAUCUGGAUACAAGAUAUGGUGCACACAAUGCUUCGGCUGCAAAAUAUACCGACAAGUCGCUGAGCAACUACGGCAGUCUCUCCUGGGCAUACCAGUACUGUACAGAGUGGGGCUAUUUGCAAUCUGGAUCGACCGUUCCCCAGAACCUGCUGUCGUUGAUCUCUCGUUUGGUAUCUAUACCAUACAACAUGCUUGUUUGCAAUUAUGCCUUCGGAAUCUACGGACCUCCGGACGUUGGUCGGGUCAACAAGUACGGUGGUUUCAAUAUCUCUUACCCUCGUCUUGCCAUUAUCGGCGGCGAGGCAGAUCCAUGGCGAGCUGCUAGUCCACUUGCAACCCUGGAUAUGCCUGAUCGUCUGAACGAUACAAGCACAGUCAGCGAACCUAUAAUCCUGAUAGGAGGUCUGGCAGUGCAUCACUGGGAUGAGAAUGGCCUUUUCCCUAACGAAACCACAGCUGAGUUGCCUCCAGCGCCGGUACGAGACGCUCAAGCUCAGCUCGCGCAGUCCGUACAAGCUUGGAUGAUGGAGUGGCAGCAGCACUGCAUUGUAGAGCCAGGAAGUUGCAACUAA